GUGCCGGCAGUAUUUAUUGCCCCAGUUAAUAUCUUUAUAAUGAAUCCCUAUACUAAGGCUUGCACCAAACUAGCAGCCCAUUUUUUACUUGCAACAGGAUUGCAUUUAAGUCACAUUUACAAUGUUUCUGUGUUUAAUACCACAGGUACAACAAUGACUGUGCGAAGGUAUUCAAUGUCAUCAUCUCUUACCUCUACCCCCGGCUAUUCUAAAUCCAGUGUAAAUAUGAAAAGAAACUCCAGCACUGGAACAUUGGAUCUAAAUGGAACUGUGCAGAAAGCAGGAUCUGAUAAUGAGCAACUACUGACCUCAGAGAAAGGCAAGAGCAUUAAUAUACCAGUAGAGGACCUCACCCCUAAGUCAAGCUCCUUCCAGGAACAUAUGCGUAAGUGCAGGGGCAAAGUAAAGGCUGUUACGUUUCUGUUACCAACGGAUAUGCAGAAAUACCAGGAAACACAAAAGACUCUGAAAGGUUCUGAAAAUCAGAGCAAAAAUCAUUUGAGCACAAUAAUGGAAAAGGAUCCAUGAGCUGGUGAAUUUUUUAAGACCAUCUGAGUCAUUCCCACGGGCCGGCACUAAGAGGAUAGCUCGGAAUAGGGUUACAUUUUUUACACAAUGCUCUGGCAAGGCGCCUUCUCAUAUGGACAAAGCAAUUGCUCUGGGUCUCUCAAGCACUGUUAUUCGAAACCCAAAGCCAUUUUUUUAAAGGACAUCUAUAUAGUUUUUCAAUUACUUAAAUGUCUCAUUUGUUCUUAUGUCUCAUGAUUGUUAAAUACUGUAUAUCUAAAUACAUGUAUAGAUUUCCUCUGUACAGAAUAACUUUGAAGCUCACAUACAUGUAAAUAACUUAUACAGAAUUACGGUGCAGUAUUUGUAUGUAACUUUGCAAUGUCUGAUACAAACCUGCCAAAUAUUGUUUGAGCUCAAAUAUGUUAAAAAUAAACACAGUACUGUUUGAGAACAUGCAGAGGCUCACUAGUGAUAACCAGAAAACCCUGUGGAGGUAGGUACUUGCAUGGGUACUUGCCUACGAAUGUGCUGUUCAUUUGAAACCCUUUCUAUGGUAAAUCAAGUUAACCAUAAAAAUCCUGCAUUAUACUGGUACACAGACCAGUUCCAAAGCAAUCCAAUCACUUCAUGUAGUCAAUUGUGUGAGUGGCCAAAGUGAACCGAGUUGUUUCUUAUAUAGUCAGUCUUGUAUUGUAACAGAUUCAGCAGCUUUUUGGCCCCAUUAUGAGAGCUAAAACUACAGGCAACUCAACUGAUAUCAGAUCUGGGUUAGGACAGAUAUCAGUCAAUAUGUGUGGAAAAGCUUGAUGAGUUACAUAGUUAUAUAGUUGGGUUGAAAAAAGAUCAGAGUUCAUCAAGUUCAACCCUUC
Messenger RNA from Xenopus tropicalis (tropical clawed frog), 1379 nucleotides. RefSeq names its product coiled-coil domain-containing protein 195 (gene ccdc195). The transcript is spliced from 2 exons. Lineage: Eukaryota; Metazoa; Chordata; Amphibia; Anura; Pipidae. The record is from RefSeq and is a predicted model, not a curated record. Bases 40 to 528 code for a protein of 162 amino acids.